Choloepus didactylus (southern two-toed sloth) is the source of this 1233-nucleotide messenger RNA. RefSeq names its product gastrulation brain homeobox 1 (gene GBX1). The record is from RefSeq and is a predicted model, not a curated record. The transcript is spliced from 2 exons. Gene Ontology annotation, biological process: regulation of transcription by RNA polymerase II; regulation of nervous system development. NCBI's taxonomy places the organism in Eukaryota, Metazoa, Chordata, Mammalia, Pilosa, Megalonychidae. The coding region runs from base 16 to 1107 and encodes 363 amino acids. Gene Ontology annotation, cellular component: nucleus. Gene Ontology annotation, molecular function: RNA polymerase II transcription regulatory region sequence-specific DNA binding; DNA-binding transcription factor activity, RNA polymerase II-specific.
GCAGUUCCGGGCACGAUGCAGAGACCCGGAGGCGGCGGCGCCCCCGGGGGCAGUGGCGGGGGCAACGGCGGGGGCCAAGGCACUGCCUUCUCCAUCGACUCCUUGAUCGGGCCGCCCCCGCCGCGCUCUGGCCACUUACUCUACACUGGCUACCCCAUGUUCAUGCCCUACCGGCCGCUGGUGCUGCCGCAAGCGCUGGCCCCAGCGCCGUUGCCCGCGGGCCUCCCGCCCCUCGCCCCACUGGCCUCUUUCGCCGGCCGCCUUACCAACACCUUCUGCGCGGGGCUGGGCCAGGCCGUGCCCUCAAUGGUGGCGCUGACCACAGCGCUGCCCAGCUUCACGGAGCCUCCCGACGCCUUCUACGGGCCCCCAGAGCUCGCCGCCGCUGCUGCCGCCGCCGCCGCCACUGCCACCCGAAACAACCCCGAACUAGGCGCCCGGCGCCCGGAGGGCGGCCUGGAACCCGACGAGCUGCUGCCCGCGCGAGAAAAAGUGGCAGAACCCCCACCGCCCCCGCCUGCGCACUUCUCAGAGACUUUCCCAAGUCUGACCGCAGAGGGGAAGGUGUACAGCUCAGAUGAGGAGAAGCUGGAGGCACCAGCAGGAGAUCCCACAGGCAGCGAGCAGGAGGAAGAGGGCUCAGGUGGUGACAGCGAGGAUGACAGCUUCCUGGACAGUGCUGCAGGGGGUCCAGGGGCUCUUUUGGGACCUAAACCGAAGCUAAAGGGAAGCCUGGGGCCUGGAGCCGAAGAGGGAGCACCUGUGGCAACAGGGGUCACAGCUCCUGGAGGCAAGAGUCGACGGCGUCGCACAGCGUUCACCAGUGAGCAGCUUUUGGAAUUGGAGAAGGAGUUUCAUUGCAAGAAAUACCUGAGCUUGACAGAGCGUUCCCAGAUUGCCCAUGCUCUCAAGCUCAGCGAGGUGCAGGUCAAGAUCUGGUUUCAGAACCGACGAGCCAAGUGGAAGCGCAUUAAAGCUGGCAAUGUGAGCAGUCGCUCUGGGGAGCCUGUAAGAAACCCCAAGAUUGUCGUGCCCAUACCUGUGCACGUCAAUAGGUUUGCUGUGCGGAGCCAGCACCAACAAAUGGAGCAAGGUGCCCGGCCCUGAGCGGGAUUCCGAGGACUUAGGAAGGCAAAGGAUCUGGUCCUGAGCCUGCUCGGACACUGGCUUAGGGGCUUGGGGCCCAGCUGGUAAUUAACCCAGUUCCAGGUGUGCUUCCAGGGCUCUGGAGAU